GAGAGAGAGAGAUGUGGGUAGGGAGACGGAGCCGUCUGGAAAACAGCAUCUUUCCUUCCUCCACUCUGCUCCUCCCCUCUUCCCUCUCGGCAUCUCUCCCACGCUCCAGAGCUCAGCCUUCAGCUCCCCGGAUCCUCCCUAACUCUCCAGAGCUGAGGUGGGCGUGCGGAGCCUCUGACCCUCUCUCGCCCACUCUCUUUCUCCGUCUCUCCCUCUUCGCGGCAGCUACAGGGGGCUAUGGAUGGACUGCGUUUACCUCCACUCAUAGAGGAGGCUCUGGACUCUACAGAUGACCCCUGCGAUCUGAAAGCCGAGUGCAGCCCCACAAUGGACAACGAGAUAACGGCCAAGGAGCGAGGCGUCCUGGAGGAGGACAACGAGAAGGAGGAGAUGGACCAGGAGAGAUCUCAGGAGGAGGAAGGGGAAGAAAAGAAGCUGAAGGAGGAGGAGAGGGAAGGCGAGGAGAAAAACCGGAAGGAGCAAGAGCCGCUGACGGAGGAGCAGGAGCUGGAGGAGCUGAGGGCCCAGGUGCUGCAGCUUCUCCUGGAGCUGGAAGACGUCAGGGAGACGUCCAACAAACACCAGGAGAGCUUCCAUGAGUUACAAGGUCUUUUGGAGGAUGAGCGUCUGGCCAGUGCCCAUCAGGCUGAGGCCUUCACACGGCAGAUCCAGAAUCUGCAAGCCCAGCUGCGCUCUGUGCAGGAAGAGAUGGACAGCCUGGAGGAGGAGAAGGAGAGCGAGCUGGCGGAGGCCCAGGAGGAGCUCCGCGUGGCCCAGGAGGAGGUGCUCCUGCUCCAGCAGGCGGCGGAGGAGGCGGCGGCAGAGAGGGAGAAUGACAUUGCGUCGCUGCAGGAGGAGCUGUGUCGCCGGCGGGCCGAGCUGCAGCGCCUCAGCGAGGAGACCCAGGAGUAUGAGCUGGAGAUCACCACGCUGAGAGCCGAGAUCAACAUGAAGAGCCAGCGCAGGGAUGCAGAGAGGAAAGAGGGUGACGUGGACCUGCUAAAGGAGGAGUGCCGUAUGCUGAGGGAGGAGUGUCAGACCCUGAAGGAGGACAACAGACGCCUCUCUGAGAGACUGCAGCUGCUGCAGAGACAGAGGACAUGCUCCAGUGUGUACCUGUCACUGAAAGAGGAAGACACAGUGGAGGGCACAGAGGGGAAGGAGAUGGAGACCGGCCCAGAUGAGGUCAUGACAGAGAGCUACAUGACCAUGGCCCAGUCUGAGAACUGUCGCCUGGUCGACGCCUCCAUCCAGAAGAACAUCUCAUUUGAUGGGAAGCCGAUGACACCCACAGGUUGGAAUGGAGGCGUUGGGGAGAUCUUCUCCCUGAGGGACCAGCUGAAACAGGCUGAGGAGAAGGCCUCACAGGUCCAGAAACAGUGCGACGGUCUGAAGAUGGAGCUGCAGGAGCUGCAGAUAUUGUAUGACAGCAGUCAGAGGGAGAGGGCGGAGCUGGAGGAGGAGCUGCAGCGCUGCAAGGCAGAGCUGGAGAAGCUGUCCGGGGGGACUCAGAGAUUCAUCCAUCCGUCUGAGCACCCUGUUCUCUCCAUCCCCUUCAUAGGAAUGAUUGUAAUUGUGGCUGUGGUCUGGUGCUGGUUGUCGGAGCUGGCGUCCCAGAGAGCAAGAGGAGUGAGGUAGGUUGGAACUCCAUUAUGACUAUCACUGCAGCCACAGCAGUGCUUCUAGUGAUGACUAGCUUAUUGAGAGCUCUCGUCCGAUGUUGAUUGGAUGGGUAACAACUGCACAGGAACAGACGUCUGCUUCGACCAGCCCUCGUUCUCUCCUGCCACGUCUAAUAGACUGAACUGGAUUGAUCUAAAUGUAAUAGAGCUGACAACUGUGUAGUAGGCAUGGGAAGUUUUAUCUCGAAUGCGACGGUACACGAGCACAUGGACUCAAUCUCUGAUGAGGUUGAAAACAGCAAUGACAAAGAGUUGACCUGCAGAGAGCCCACUAUGAGGACGGACGUGUCCACUAAAUGUAUGCUAGUGCUGUGUCAUUCCUCCCCUGUGUCUGUGAAUGUUAUUAUUUCUCUCAAUGUGACCAAAUGAAGGUCUUGAUUGUCAAUGUGCACCAAAUGGGUUUUAGUUUAUUUAAUCAUUAUUUAUUUUUUGUUGUUUUUUAACUAUUGUUCAUUGGUGUCAAUGGUAAUAAUGACAUUCAGUCCAUAUAUUUAAUGCACUGAAAACCCUGAAAUGUACAUAGAACUUUAAAACAUUAACAGAAGAGUUACCAGCAAACUACUAAAUGUAAUAAAUGUAACAUGUUGGAAAAGUGCAUUAGAAGUCUCAGAGUCUUCACAAACCUUAGCUCAUAAGCACAAAUAGGAUCCUUCCAGUGUUAUUCUGCCCCUCAAUGAUUUAUCAGUUGUUUCCACUUUAAACACAAAUGACAUGUAAUUUCAAAAAUUCAUGGUUACUCAAGCACCUGUCAAACCAGGGUUAAAGGGCGAGUUUGGUUCCUUGAAGGAGUGCUGCCACUGAAACCAAGCAAUGAGCUGCUGUAGACGUGGUCAGCAGCAAAAUGAAGUUUAGCCACUGAAAAGACGGCUCCUCUCAAAAAUCAAUACGAGUUUAUGAGUUAUUCUAUAUUUAGAACAUUAUCACCGCUUUAAAGCCUUUUGAUGGGAACCAAAGCUGGUAUAAGCUGCUUUCUUCAAAGCCUCAAGACUCCCUCGACUAAAACUGUAAUUUUAACUGGCAGAAGGCAGACGUUGCUGGUAUGCUACAACCUUGAUCAGUUAGUUUGUGUUAUUGUGUCUCUGGCAAAAUUAACACGUUAGUUCAGGUCCAAAUUAACCUGUUAAAGCACCAAACCCAUAGCAGUAAACAACUCCUGUCUUCUGCAAGGUUGAAUAACUUAAAUACAAUUGUAAUUAAUUCACUACCAAUGAGAACCUCGUUCAACUUCACUUCAAAGAAACCCAACUAUCCCUUUAAUGAUGUUCGAGACACGUUACCCCGAGUGUUGGCCAUCAUCUCCUCUUCAUCUUUGCCUUUAAUUAUCAGUUAACCAACAUGCCCAAAAGUCAGAACAGAGCUUCUGAUUUAUCUUAAUCACAGUUCACUUUGAAAUCUUACAAAUCUGCAGCUUUAAUGUGAUUUGCUGUAGUCUUGUUCUCUUCUCUUUAAGAUAUAUCACCAACCUUGGGAGCAAAUCCUGGGACGAUCAGGCCGUGCUCUAAUCUUUUCUCAUGUUUCAACCUAAUGCCCAGUUUCACUGUGGAGGACUAAACUUGUUUUUCUCUUCAUCCGAAUGGCUUUAUUUGUGCAAAUGUAUUGUUAGUAUGUUUAAUGGUGACUGUUGAUUGUUAAGGUACACAGUGUGUGAAUGUCGUGUUUUAUGUGAAAAAAAACAAAAAACUGCAGAUCCAAUCAAUGCGAGUUGACGGUAACCUGGUUAAACUAGUCCGACCGGAAGCGAUGAAGUGAAUGAACACGGUUAGUUGUUUGUGAGGACGUUUAAGAACAUUGCAACGGGUCCAAAACAUGUAAAUAGGAAGGUGCCAGAAAGAUUUAAAUUAUAAAAAAAACAAACUCCUGUACGUACUGAAGGAAUCUGUUUACAUUUGUGAAAUGUUUCUUUUUGUGAAAAUCUUUUAGAACUGAGAAAAGCAUGCCAGAAGACAUAUAGAAGCACAAUAUAUAUAUAAAUAUAUAUAUAAUUUAUGUUGGUUGUGUGGAUUCUGUUACUUUAUAUUUCAUGUAAAUAGAUGUGACAUACAGUACUAUGGGAGAGAUAUUUCUUAAAUCCAUUUGUACUAGCUUUGUAGAAAGUUUACUCUAUUUUGAAAGAGCAUCGUAUAUUUGAUAGCCAAAUUAUAUGCUAUGUAAAUGUUUAUUUAUGGUGACGUUACUCUGAAGAAUCGCCGAGCAUUGCCACCAUUUUCAGUACCUCUGUGUUCAAAGGUGGUGUUGUCAUUGCAUGCGUUUAGAUUGCAGUUGACCUUAGUUGCCAGUAAGCACAAUAUAACUUUUUUUUUUUGUUUUAAUUUUUGGUUUGUUAUGUUUCAGAAAUGUGUCACUAAACAGAAACUUAACAAGGAAUGCCUGACCAAUGAGAUUUUCUGCGUAUGAACAUAGACAAUGACAAAAUGUGCCAUUGGACUGCAAAUGUUGUCACUAUUUGAACAAGUUGCAAUACAAUUUUACUUCCCACUAACUGCAAUAUAUGAAUAUUGUCUGAUUUAAGACAUUAUUUUUGAUUAUUUCUAAGCUUAUUUCAUGAAUAUUAACUUCAGCAUUGUUCAUGGGGCUCUAUAUUACACAGUGUUUCUCAGUUUUCUGCUUUACAUGGAUAGCAUUGUUGUUUUCGAUAUAGUCGUGGCUUAUUUUGUUACCUGGAGGUCUAUUUUGCACUGUAAAUGACUUCAGAAAAUAAAUAUACCCAGCCCA
Molecule: messenger RNA, 4394 nt
Organism: Mugil cephalus (flathead mullet)
Lineage: Eukaryota; Metazoa; Chordata; Actinopteri; Mugiliformes; Mugilidae
Product: coiled-coil domain-containing protein 136-like
Exons: 10
Coding region: 238-1638 (466 amino acids)
Biological process (GO): acrosome assembly; single fertilization
Cellular component (GO): acrosomal membrane
Source: RefSeq, a predicted model, not a curated record